AUGAAUGAGAACAAGGUUGGACCUUACCUUAAAGGGGAUGAGAGCAGGGUGCUUGAGAUCAGAGGACGCGCAGAAUAUGUCAAUGAGGCCUAUCUUGUGCGCUUUCUGCAGGACCGCGUUGGUAUCUACUGGCACACGGACGAGUUUGUUCUUGUGGAAGGUGGACAGGAGAACACGGUGCGCUGGAGUUUCGCCAGCUGUAGAGCCCAGGCAAAGCGAGCCUUCAAUGGGCUGUCACUCCACGACGGCAUGACCGUCAACAACGGUGUCGAUCCCUGCAGCUGA
Messenger RNA from Anthostomella pinea, 285 nucleotides. The record is from the annotation of a GenBank genome assembly. Lineage: Eukaryota; Fungi; Ascomycota; Sordariomycetes; Xylariales; Xylariaceae.